Molecule: messenger RNA, 906 nt
Organism: Prunus armeniaca (apricot)
Lineage: Eukaryota; Viridiplantae; Streptophyta; Magnoliopsida; Rosales; Rosaceae
Source: the annotation of a GenBank genome assembly
AUGCCUGCACAAAAGGUUGAGACUGGUCACCAAGACACUGUUCACGAUGUGGUUAUGGACUACUAUGGUAAGCGUCUCGCCACAGGUUCGGCGGACAACACCGUUAAGAUAAUUGGAGUCAGCAACUCGGCCUCUCAACAUCUUGCAACUCUUACUGGUCACCAGGGACCUGUUUGGCAGGUUGCUUGGGCUCACCCCAAGUUUGGGUCUUUACUUGCUUCCUGUUCUUAUGAUGGGCGUGUUAUACUGUGGAAGGAAGGUAAUCAGAAUGAGUGGAUCCAAGCCCAUGUUUUUGAUGACCACAAGUCGUCUGUCAACUCAAUUGCUUGGGCUCCUCAUGAACUCGGUCUUUGUUUGGCGUGCGGUUCUUCUGAUGGGAACAUUUCGGUUUUCACUGCAAGGGCGGAUGGUGGUUGGGAUACCUCGAGGAUUGACCAAGCUCACCCAGUUGGUGUUACCUCUGUUUCAUGGGCUCCCUCAACAGCCCCUGGUGCUCUUGUUGGUUCUGGUCUGCUUGACCCUGUUCAGAAGCUUUGUUCUGGUGGUUGUGAUAAUACUGUAAAGGUGUGGAAGCUUGGUAAUGGGGUUUGGAAGCUGGACUGCUUUCCGGCUCUUCAAAUGCAUGUUGAUUGGGUUAGGGAUGUUGCUUGGGCACCCAACUUGGGACUGCCAAAAUCUACAAUUGCCAGUGCCUCACAGGAUGGGAAAGUUAUUAUAUGGACUGUGGCCAAGGAUGGGGAUCAAUGGGAUGGUAAGGUGCUGCAUGAUUUCAAUUCACCUGUUUAUAAGGUCUCAUGGUCGCUGACUGGAAACAUAAUAGCCGUGGCUGAUGGGAACAACAACGUAACAUUAUGGAAGGAAGUAGUAGAUGGGGAGUGGCAACAAGUGACAACAGUUGAGCCGUAG